AAAAGAGACCUCACUAACCAGCAGGUUCAACAAAACCCAACUUAGAAUUGCGCCCUUUUUUCUUCCAGAGUCUCAAUACUAGAGAGAAGAGAUGGAAGUGGAGCCACUGGACAUGCACGCCGAACCGGAGACUUAUGGGAAUUGUUUGGCAAGCUGUGUGGACGAAGGUAGCAUGGAGAGUCACAGGUACUACCUGUCACGAAGAACUGUGUUGGAGAUGCUGAAAGAUAGAGGCUAUGCUGUGCCCGACUCUGAAAUCAAUCUCUCUCUUCCCGAGUUUCGCAACAUUCAUGGCCAAAAGCCAGAUAUUGAUCGCCUGAGGAUCUCCACUUCUCACCGAUCGGACCCUUCUAAUAAGGUUCUAGUCCUUUUCUGCGGGCAGGGUGUGGUGAAAGUGAAUGUCAUCCGCGCCAUUGCAACUCAGAUAAUGAACAAAGACAGUUUAAGUCGGCUGAUAUUAAUAGUGCAAAAUCAAAUAACGAGUCAAGCUACGAAAGCCUUGGAUCUUUUUUCUUUUAAAGUUGAAGUAUUCCAAAUUACCGACUUGCUUGUCAACAUUACAAAGCAUGUCUUGAAGCCAAAGCAUCAGGUGCUUUCUGAUAAAGACAAACAAAAGCUCUUAAAGAAGUUCAGUUUGGAAGAGAAACAGCUUCCUCGAAUGUUACAGAAAGAUGCAAUUGCCCGUUAUUAUGGGCUCGAAAAGGGGCAAGUGGUGAAGGUUACUUACACUGGUGAAAUAACCGAGUCACAUGUUACUUAUCGCUGUGUUUGGUGAUCCUUUUGUGACCUUCCUGUUGAACAUGUUAUCCUUUUGGAAGUGGUAAAACUUCUCUAUCAGCUUAUGCAAAAAUGCCUCAUGUCAUGGCAACAGAGAUUGGAUUUGGUAGAAGUUUAUGAUUUUCCAUAUUGUGUUGGCAUUAUGCUUGGGGUAGGGACUUCCCAAUUUAUGUAUCAUUAUGUCGUUUAGCUAAUAUCAUUUUCUCGGGUCUGAAAAAUAGGAUGUGAGAGUUCAAUGAAGUACAAACUGUCUCUUUAUUACUAUUUCUUGUUGAACCCUAGGUUCAAAAUCACCUGGACUUAAUAACUUCUUGAUGCUUCUAUGGUUUAUUGCAUUUUUAG
Molecule: messenger RNA, 1119 nt
Organism: Ilex paraguariensis (yerba mate)
Lineage: Eukaryota; Viridiplantae; Streptophyta; Magnoliopsida; Aquifoliales; Aquifoliaceae
Source: the annotation of a GenBank genome assembly